Messenger RNA from Stegodyphus dumicola, 2215 nucleotides. RefSeq lists its product as uncharacterized. The record is from RefSeq and is a predicted model, not a curated record. Gene Ontology annotation, molecular function: RNA binding. Lineage: Eukaryota; Metazoa; Arthropoda; Arachnida; Araneae; Eresidae.
AGCUGCUUCUGGGGAAUUGGAAGUUGUCGAGAAUAGUGUUAAAAGGCCGAUUGCUUCCAAGAAUGCAACGCUAUAAUAACAUCACUGAAUGUAUAAAAAUGUGUGACAGAAUUCUUCGGAGUAAUAGCUGUCCACGAAAUGACAUUACAAAAUCAGAAUUUGUAAAUUCUGAAUUUAUUUUGUCUUCCAAAAGCCUGUCUUCUGAAGUACCUUUGUUCAAGCAGUUGAGCACUUUUCAUCCUACUAGAACCAUUGUGGUACAAAACUUUUUGCCUGAGGCAGAAGUACAUGUACGGAGUUUUGUUGCUUUGUUCGGAAUAACAGAAGUUUGCGAAAUCAUCAGAGAUGAUGCUCGCUCCUGCUUAGCUGUGAUACAAUACAAAUCAAAGACAUCUGCAGCUGAUGCUCUUUUAGCUAUGCCUUAUUGUCAGGUUCGUAGUAGUAAUUUAGUGGUCCACUUGCUAUGGAAUGGUCCUUAUGAGCACAUUGACGCCAUCACUUACAGUGUGAGUCAUUCUUUUAAGGAAUGCACAGAAAAGCGUGUUGUUUGUGUGGGCCACCUUCCGAAGAAUAUAAGUUCUGAAGCAAUCCGCAAGAGAUGCGAGAGAUAUGGGAAGGUAAAUGAUGUCAAAGUUCAACCUCAAGAUCAAGGAGCUUUCGCUUACGUCGUAUUUCAAUCCCCACUGUCUGCCGCUGUGGCUACCUACUGUCUUCGAAAUAGUUCAACAAGCAGUGCAGCUUUGAUGCUUGGAUACAGUGAAAAUGGCAGUCCUGUACUCCUGGGCCCCGUUCGUGUUCGACCAUUGGACCAAUAUCCUGUUCCUCUGACUGCAUUUGAUGUUCGUUGCAUUUGUACAAGGUUCCUUGAUUACUCAAGAUUAAAAGGACUGUUUGUUAAUUUCAAGCGUAAGAUGCCUGUUAACCAUUUCUUCAAGCCGGGUACACCAGAAUUUUGCAUUCGAAUUCCAACAUCUCAGGUAAAGGGGGUUUCCCUAUUCUUAGAAGUUCUACUAUUCGACGGAAAUUUCUUGAAGAAUGCUGAGGACAUUACGGAUCUUGCCUAUCAACUCUGCAAUCAUAAGCAUUUAUUCAGAUUCUCGGUAGAUUUUGGUCUGCACAAGCCCAUUAUGGCCCACGAUCGAAUGUCAAGACCGAAUCCACAAUACCUUCGAUGGAAUUCCUUUUUCAUUCUUGAUCUGCAAGUUUGCGUUCCUUGGGGUCAUGCCGAUCCACGACUGCAGCCAAGAAUCCAGAGCAUGAAUCAUAUUUACAGUGAUGUAGAUGGUAAAGUCUUUGACGAAGACAGUGUUACCUCAUCUUGGUUCGGUGGACCUCUGCGUCACACUAGCUGCAAUCUAAGUAUUUCUGGGUCUGCAACGGAUGACACUCAGCACAGAAAUAAAAUCAAAUUUUUAAUUGCUGAGAAUUUACCUUUGGUUAGAUUGGUUGGUUCGUAUGAAGAAACAAAUGCCUAUCAGUUACCAGUCCAUGCUUAUUCAGAUGUUCAGUCUAAUUUUAAAAUUGCUUAAUCUCUUGAUUUGAUAUCUUGCCUAAGAAUAUACUAACGUUACAUUGAUUUUGAUACGUUUAUUGCAUAUUCUCACUGUUAUGUAAAUAGGAAACAAUUCUACAUAUGGUAUUUACAAGUGUAUUUGAAAGAUCAGAUUGUAUUUUCUGUAAAACAUACAAUAUUUAUUACAGUUGCAUUUAACCGACUGCAGAAUAAAUAACAGAACAGCUAGGCAAAAACGAACAAGGAGUUUCAUAAUGUUACCUGUUACUGUUAUUUGAUCUUUAACAAUAAAGUUAUAAUGGUUUGUCGUUGACAACUAAUAUUUUUAUAGCAAACAUGCUAGUAGUGUUAUUAGAUUGAAAACUGUUUUUAACUAAAUUUAUAUUUAAAUGUUUUCUGUAUUUAUAUAUUUACACAUGGCUUUGAGCUUAUAAUUUUACAAAUACUAAGUUUAUAUUUGUUAUAAUUAAUAAAAUAGUUUGUAGAUAUGUAAUAUUUUAUUUUACGUUAAUUUAUAGCAGUGUUAAUUUACGUUCCACCGAUAUUCUGUAAUUAUACGCGUUAAUUUUGAAAAGAUGUUAUGUGCCUAAUUUUACUGGAGAUUUGUAAUUUUCGAAAAUAAGAUUAGCGUAUGAUGUUAUGAUAGUGUGAUAUUUGUAAAAUGUCUUAAAUAAUAAAACUGCAUAAAUUUAUCUGCUUACU